UAAACAUAUCAUCAGGUGACAUAUAUAUCUCAUUUUUUCUUCACGUUGAAAAAAAAAAAAAACAAACAAACCGAAAAAAAAAACCUAAUUGGUUUCGGAGUUGAACUACAUAGUCUUCUCCAACUUGGAAGAGUUUGCUUCAACGACAACAAUAAUGGAGGCCGAAAACCAGACUCCUUUGCCUACUUUCGAGGAUUCUGGUAGUAGUUCAUUCAAUCCUAUUUCUACCACCCUUUCCCCUAAUCAUCUCACUGCUCGUGAUGAUGAUGUCAGUUCUGAUCAAGAAGGAGUAGAAGCUCCAAUUUCUGCUUCUCUUCCACCAACUCCUAGCCCUAACAACAACAAUGGAAGCCCUUGUAAUGAAGAAGAGGAUGCCCUUGUUGCUAGCGAGGAUUUCAUGGAAGACGAGGAUAUCAGUCCUAGUGAAAAAGAGUUCUUCGACUCGUUGCCUCCAGGAUACCGGUUUCAUCCCACUGAUUCUGAUUUGAUCGUUCAUUACUUGCAGAAGAAAAUCAACAAGGAAAGAUUGCCUCGUCAUCAAAUUCGUCACAUCAAUCUCUAUCGUAACAGCCCUGAAGUGAUUUCGGCUAUGUAUCCACCGGCCGGUGAUAAGGAAUGGUUCUUUUUUACCCCGAGGAAGCGAAAGUACCCAAAUGGUCAUCGUCCCAACCGCGCUGCCGGCCCUGGUUACUGGAAAGCCACUGGAGCAGAUAAGCCAGUGACUUAUAGAGGGACACAAGUUGGUUUUAGGAAGGCAUUGGUUUACUAUGCAGGCAAACCUCCAAAGGGUACAAAAACCAAUUGGAUCAUGCAUGAAUUUAGGGUUAGUGGUGACAAAAAACCUAUCAACGGAUCUUUGAAGUUGGAUGAUUUUGUUCUCUGCAGGAUUUACAAGAAAGUUGAUAAAUCCCCACAAAAGCAAGGCAGCGAAGAGGAUGAUGUUCAAGUGGAUCAAAAUGUCAAUGGAAAUGGUAACGGGAAUGGAGACUUUAUACGAACUCCUGAAGAAGGAGGGACUCAAUUGUUUGAUCAACUAAACAAUGGUAAUGAUUAUCAUUUUUCAUUUGAAGAUGUGAAGCACAUAGAGGCAUCAAUUGGAUUUCCACAAUCCAAUUUCAACAACAAUGGCUUUCGCGAUAAUAAUAUGUAUCGCGACAUCUCACUAAUGAAUGUGCCUCAAUCUCAAUCUUUGUAUGGUAAUAGCCAGUUACCACCUACUUAUGCAGCCAGGCCACUGUCGUACAUAUCAUCUAUGUUUCCAGUGGAUAAUAUGUCACUGUCCAGGUAUUUGAGUGAAACUUCCAUGGAGGUCAAACCACGAUUGAUGCAUGACAACCAAUGGAAUAUUUGUUCAGAGCUAUCUUCAGAGCUAUCAACAGUUCAAAAUCUGGCUGAAUUAGAUCCUCUCAUAAAUAAUUAUCAACACCAACUGUUUGAAACGUCAAUGGCUGCUCCAAACAAUGUUGGCAACAAUGCUUAUAUUUCUGAGAUUCAAAAGGAAGAAAAAUGAUGUUUAUUAUGCAUGGGAGAUAAAAAAAACUUUAUGUUGACUUUAUCUUAUCGAAUAGGGGGCGGGGAAUUGGUUUUGCAUUCUAGGAAUAAGGUAGAUCUAUAGAUUGCAUUCUACAUAAUUAGGGUAGGUUUCUUUCUAGGGUAGGUUUCUACCAUCGAAGUAAGGAUUGAUUGGAUUCGAAGUAGGAUUGAUUGGAUUUAUGGAAC
Messenger RNA from Oldenlandia corymbosa var. corymbosa, 1719 nucleotides. The record is from the annotation of a GenBank genome assembly. Lineage: Eukaryota; Viridiplantae; Streptophyta; Magnoliopsida; Gentianales; Rubiaceae.